Molecule: messenger RNA, 864 nt
Organism: Neohortaea acidophila
Lineage: Eukaryota; Fungi; Ascomycota; Dothideomycetes; Mycosphaerellales; Teratosphaeriaceae
Product: tetrapyrrole methylase
Exons: 2
Coding region: 1-864 (287 amino acids)
Biological process (GO): protein histidyl modification to diphthamide
Molecular function (GO): diphthine synthase activity
Source: RefSeq, a predicted model, not a curated record
AUGCUCUACAUCAUUGGCCUCGGCCUUGCCGACGAGCGUGACAUUUCUGUCAAAGGGCUGGAGAUUGUCCGCAAAGCCGAUCGAGUGUACCUUGAAGCCUACACGGCAAUCCUGCUGGUAGAAAAGGAACAAUUGGAGGCGUACUAUGGCCGCCAAGUCAUCCUCGCCGACCGGGAACUGGUCGAAUCCCAGAGUGACGAAAUCCUUAGGGAUGCCGAUACCAAAGACGUUGCUUUCUUAGUCGUUGGUGAUCCGUUCAGCGCCACCACGCACACCGACCUUGCGCUACGCUGCAGACAACACGAGCCUCCGGUACCUACCAGAACAUUGCCAAAUGCAAGCAUCCUCACUGCUGUGGGUGCCACUGGCUUGUCUCUGUACACCUUUGGGCAGACAGUCAGCAUGGUCUUCUUCACCGACUCCUGGAAACCUAGCAGUUUCUACGAUCGCAUUGCCGAGAAUGCACGCCUCGGCUUUCACACGCUGGUCCUGCUCGACAUCAAAGUCAAGGAACCCGAUCUUCAGGCUCUCGCACGCGGGAAGAUUGUCUAUGAGCCGCCGCGUUUUAUGACGGUCGCACAGUGCGCAAGCCAGAUGCUAGAGAUCGAAGAGGAUCGACAGCAGGGCGUCUGUGGCAAAGAAGCAUUGGCGGUUGGUGUGGCUAGACUUGGGAGUGCGGAUCAAGAAAUCGUCGCAGGGACGCUGGAGGAUCUGGCUGCUGCAGAUCUGGGACGCCCGUUGCACAGCCUGGUUCUAUGCGGGAAGAAGAUGCAUGAAAUGGAAUGGGAGUUUGUCAGGGGAUUUGCAAAGGACCUGACCAAGUUCGACGCAAUAUGGAAGCGGGAUUAUGGAGACAAGAAUUGA